AUGGGAAAGAAUGCCAUUUUUACAUUGCUGGCAAUUCUUUACUUGCUUAUCAACAUUGUUGCAUCUCUAAAUAGCUCCAAUGAUGAAUAUGCUCUUCUAGCUUUUAAAUCUCAAAUAACUUCUGAUCCAAACAAAAUCUUGGCAAAAAAUUGGUCACAAGGAACCUCGUUCUGCAAUUGGAUUGGCAUUACUUGUGACAGGGGACAUCUAAGAGUUAAGGGCCUGAAUCUAACAUAUAUGGGUCUAGGAGGUACUGUUGCUAAAGAAAUCGGUGAACUUUCCUUGUUGAGAUCCUUAAUUAUUAGCAAUAAUAAUUUUCAUGGGUUUAUCCCUAAUGAAAUUGGUAAGUUAAGCCAGCUUCAAGAAAUAGAGAUGCAAUACAAUAAGCUAACUGGUUCUAUUCCACCAAGUAUUGGAUUUCUUGAAAAUCUACAAAAGUUAACUAUCUCCCAUAAUGGUCUCACCGGAAAUAUUCCUAAAAGGAUUUUCAACCUCUCUUCUCUGAUUGAAGUUAGUUUUGGAAACAAUGGUCUCUCAGGAAGUCUACCAAUGGAUAUUUGCUACAAUCUUCCAAAGCUAGAGAGGCUAAGGAUUUCGGUGAAUCAAACAAAUGGCAACAUUCCUCCGAGCCUGGGAACAUGCACAAAUCACGAAAUUCUUUCUCUAUCGAACAAUCAUUUUUCUGGAAGAAUUCCAAUGGAAAUAGGGAACUUGUCAAGGCUUCAAGUUCUCCAUCUUGGAUCAAAUAAUUUGACAGCCAAUUCCUUUAGUGGACGACUACCCAUGAAUCUUGGGAAUUUACAGAACCUACAGAAGCUAAGUUUUGAAUAUAAUCAGUUGACAAAUGAUCCUUCAAUGCUGGAAUUGGAUUUUCUUACUUCAUUGCAAAAUUGUCGGAAGUUGAAGAGUAUAAUGAUGGGAAUAAAUUCAUUUAACGGAAUGUUACCAAAAUCCUUAGGUAAUUUGUCAGCAUCUGUUGAGAUUUUAUCUGCCGAUAAUUGUGGUAUUAAAGGAAUCAUUCCGAAUGAAAUUGGUAAUAUGAGCAACUUGAUCGUGUUACGCAUUGAAGGUAAUGAAUUGACAGGAACAAUUCCUGGCACAUUGGGUCAACUAAGAAAAUUGCAAAAGCUGAGACUUGAUGUCAAUAAACUAGAGGGGUCAGUACCUGUCAACCUUUGCAAUUUGGUAAAUCUGUAUCUUCUUGAUUUGGGGAAUAAUCAGCUUUCUCAAUAG
This is a messenger RNA of Fraxinus pennsylvanica, 1233 nucleotides long. NCBI's taxonomy places the organism in Eukaryota, Viridiplantae, Streptophyta, Magnoliopsida, Lamiales, Oleaceae. The record is from the annotation of a GenBank genome assembly.